Messenger RNA from Paramecium octaurelia, 825 nucleotides. The record is from the annotation of a GenBank genome assembly. Lineage: Eukaryota; Ciliophora; Oligohymenophorea; Peniculida; Parameciidae.
AUGUUUUUAUUAAUUUUAAAAAUAUUUGAUUUAUUUCGUUAGAAUAGAGGCAAAGAGAAAUUCGAUUGCUUGAAAUUGAAAUAUCGAUCAAAUGCUCCUAUAGAAAUAUUCAAUGACGAAGUAAGAAUAAAAUAGGUGAUAAUUAAUUUAAUUGGAAAUUCAUUCGAAUUCGCAGUAGAAGGGAGUAUAACAGUAAGUGUUAGAGAUCAAAUGAUGGAACUUUGGAGAUUCAAUAUCAAAUACCGGCUUAAGAAUUCAAAAAGAGGAUAAAAAGAUAUUUAUCAAGGCAUUUGGUAGAUUGGAGGAUGAUGAAAAAAAUUAAUUCAAAUAGAUCAGAUGUGGAUUAUGAUUAUUAAUAAGUAAUAUGAUAUGUGAGUCUCUUUCAACCAAUAAGGCUGGCAUAAAAAUAGAUUUGGAAUUUUAUUGAGACAGUUCUUUUUCAUUCGAAAUAGAUUUAUAAGACUGAAUUUGGCACUUCGUUAUUUGUGACAACGAGAGUAAUAAUGAGGAAGACAAUCUAGUGGACGAUGAAACCUAGCCUCAGACCUAACGUAUUAAUUCAAAUCAAGCAUUUAGAUAGAGAGAAUUAUAUUUAUUGAUGAUAAUCAAUCUAAUACUGAAGUUUUGAUAAGGCUAUUUAAUAAAAAGGGAAUAAAUAAAAUUGACUAUUCAAAUUAUUGUUAAAUGCCUUAAAAGUUUUAGAUGAGUGGAAUAAGAAUCAUAUAUGUUAUAGAGUUAUUCUCUUACAGAUUGAAAUGCCUAUUAUUGAUGGUCUCAGCACAUCCAAGAUGCUUAAAUAGUAUGUGUAUGACACGAUGGCUAUGA